Messenger RNA from Thecamonas trahens ATCC 50062, 762 nucleotides. RefSeq lists its product as uncharacterized. Gene Ontology annotation, molecular function: calcium ion binding. Bases 152 to 661 code for a protein of 169 amino acids. Lineage: Eukaryota; Apusomonadida; Apusomonadidae. Gene Ontology annotation, cellular component: cytoplasm. The record is from RefSeq and is a predicted model, not a curated record. The transcript has 3 exons.
GCCACUGACUCGAGGCGCGCCUCUGCAAUAUGGCUGUAAGCCUUGGCAAGGCGUGCUCGGUCCGAGCCAGAUCCCAAGCCUUGGUUGGGCCCGUGCUCCGUGCGUUGGUCGUCUCACGCCGCUACACCUGGCUUUUCACUUCUUCUGAAACAUGUCGAAGCGUCGCACCAAGCGCAAGUCGUCGUUCGGCAUCGCGAGCGAGGAUACUCUUACUUCGGACACCAUUGCCGAGUACAAGGAGCUCUUCGAGUACAUUGAUGGCGAGGGCAAGGGCUACAUCACCAAAUCGGACUUGUCGAACCAGCUCAUGUCGAACGGGAUCCGCAAGACGGCCAAGGAGAUCGACGACCUGUGGAAGUCUGCCGGCGGUGGCUCGCAGUGCGACUUCAACUCGUUUGUCAUGAUGAUCGACGCCAAGAACUCGACACUGGUGCCGAGCGCAACGCUCAAGGAGGCUAUCGACACCAUCGACCGCAACGAGCUCGGUUUCGGUGCCGAUCCCUCUGGCCGCAUCCUUGCCGACCGCCUCGAGGAAAUGCUCCUCGAGCUCGGCGACAAGCUGUCGGGCGAGGAGGUGGAUGCCUUCAUGUCGUCGCUCAAGAUCGAUGGCCGCGGCUACACCGAGACCGAAGCCAUGCUCAACCUCCUUCUCAACAACUAGCUGACCCGCGUCUGGCUCGUAAAGUACCCAUCACCUUGCGCCUACCUCAGCGGGCGGUGUGCUCGCUUCACCGUAGGCGGUAUAAAGUCCGAGUCGUCUGA